CAAAUCACUACGUAUACGCCAGGUGCGGUGGCAACGAUCAACACUAGCGCUCCGAAGACGCGGUGGCCUGCGCAGCUACGACCGGUUUUCGUCGAGCUAGUGGGUCAACUUACUGCGUAGGUAGUAGAAUUUCUUGCUUCUGAKUYCCAUGUUCGUUGUUCUGGCCAUCAUUGUCCAAAAUCAUGACGACUAUAAGUUUGAUUUUGAUCACCUCAAUCAUCGCUGUCGGUGCUAUCCCCGGGGAGGCAGUCAAUGUUAACUCUAAUACGGAUAUAUAUUAUAACGCUCGCAUUAACAAAUUGUCAGGAACACUAUCCUACCAAAAUUUGCAAACCAUGAUCGUUCCUAAUUACAAAGGUCUUGAUGUGUGGACAAUGAUGCAGUUACAGCCUAAACUUCACCCAUUGUCAGCAUUAUCGCCGACCAAGUCUACCAACACUCAGCCCAUUGCCAUCCAACAUGAAGCAGGUCGRAGAAGUCGACGUCAAUCCAUGUAUAAAAUAAGUGGUGAAGAUGGUGGGUCUAGUUCAAUUGUGCCCCUCACCAGUCCUAGUUCAUUGUUAAAUGUGAACAGGAAAGACGUAUACCCCAUGCAAAUAGAAGAUUGGAUAUUUCGACACCUUAAAUUCGAUAAAAUGAAUCAGAUCCAAAAGUCUACAUUGAAAAACAGACAUACACGCUCAGCAUCAAAUGCAGAAAUAUCAGAAGAUAAGAAUAUUACAUCGACAGCAAGCCCAAUGAUCCCUAAUGAUGAGCGUAAUAUGAGUGCUAUUAAAUGCUUAUUAUCUCUGUCAUUUCCUGUAUCCCUUCCAACACAAUGUAUACAAUUUUAUUUUAAAUCUUUUUUUUAAAMCAAUUCACUUAAAUUAAAAUUAA
This is a messenger RNA of Diuraphis noxia (Russian wheat aphid), 876 nucleotides long. RefSeq lists its product as uncharacterized. Lineage: Eukaryota; Metazoa; Arthropoda; Insecta; Hemiptera; Aphididae. The record is from RefSeq and is a predicted model, not a curated record.